This is a messenger RNA of Drosophila ananassae, 782 nucleotides long. RefSeq lists its product as uncharacterized. Lineage: Eukaryota; Metazoa; Arthropoda; Insecta; Diptera; Drosophilidae. The record is from RefSeq and is a predicted model, not a curated record. The transcript is spliced from 5 exons. The coding region runs from base 89 to 667 and encodes 192 amino acids.
AAUUUUUGUUAUACAUUAAAAUGUUGUCCCAAGUGCUUUGAUUUUAUGUUCAUUUAAAGUAGAAAUCUAUAUAUUUUAUUCGAAAAUUAUGACCGCCGACAAGAAGCGUUCGGCGAAAAAGAAGCAUGCGACAAAAAAGAGCUCUAGUCACGACAAGAAGAAAUACAAUAAAUCUGCUUGCAAAUUUAUUCAUGAUCAAUUGCCAAAAAUAUGCUACAUAAUCGCUGUUUGCGAUUUGUUGCACGCUUUAUACUUCACCAUAAGUGCCAUGAUGCUGCUGGUUGAAAGUUUUAGCUUUUUUGCUGUAUUGGCGGUAAUCAGUGUAUUUUUCUGGGUCGUAAUUGUUAUCACAUUGAUCGUAGGCCUUUGGAAGCGCAAACCCACGUUGAUUAAAUGUUGGCUUUUAUUUUCUAUAGUUGGCUUUGGUAUUGAUAUAAUAUUCCUUGCUUAUGGUAUUAUGACUUCCUUAAACAUAGACUGGGAUCGUCUCCAAGAGUUCUCUAUAGUUUUUAUUGGAAUAUUUAUUGAAAGCAUCUGCAUAUAUCUUGUGUAUUGGUACUAUAAGAUUAUGGCUGAUAAGCCCAAGAACACUUGCUGUGAUUGGUUAAAGAAACAUAAGUCACAUAAAAGUAAGUCCAGUUCCAAAAAGAAGAAAUCUAGAAAGUAAUCUUAUAUCUGAAUAUUUAAUAUUGUUUCAUAACUUCACUUUUUAAAUAUAUUUUUCAAAAAAAUAACAAUAUUGAAAGAACAUCUUAAUGAAAAUAAAUAAUAUAUUUUUGUUU